This is a messenger RNA of Ceratina calcarata, 3542 nucleotides long. Its product is annotated as polypeptide N-acetylgalactosaminyltransferase 3. Gene Ontology annotation, cellular component: Golgi apparatus. Gene Ontology annotation, molecular function: polypeptide N-acetylgalactosaminyltransferase activity. NCBI's taxonomy places the organism in Eukaryota, Metazoa, Arthropoda, Insecta, Hymenoptera, Apidae. Gene Ontology annotation, biological process: protein O-linked glycosylation. Bases 565 to 2379 code for a protein of 604 amino acids. The record is from RefSeq and is a predicted model, not a curated record. The transcript has 11 exons.
CUCCGGCAAACACGUACUUAAACAUAUUUAAUUUAAAGAAACGGGUUGCGAGUGUGUUUGAUACAGCACUGCUUUAUUCAUAGCGUCCCGACUCCUUGGAACUCAUUCGCCACUUCUCCAGUCGAGUCCGUCAAGUCUGUGAAAGUACGAACGUUGUAAUACCCGUGAAUCGUCGUUAAUUUAAUAGAAUCUUAGACAGUAAAUUACCAAGUAUUAAGUUCUCAGUGAAACAAUAUUUUUUUUUAUCAAGAAUUAUAACGAUUUUUAUCGUGAGGUAAUAAAGAGAAAAUUGAUUUUUCAUUGUGAAGGAUUACCUGGAAUCGCUCCAAAACGUUCGCGUGCUUCACCGGUAACUAAGCGUGAUGCAGUUCUAAUCGAACGAGAUUUCGUAACUAUUACCAGGUCAAGGUAGACUCGGGCGCUUUUUCUCACGAUGACCCGGGACGAGAAGAGUGUGAUAACGGAAGUCCGGGUUUGAUAAUAAUGAGCGGCUCUCCAUAUUUAGAUAAAUGGGAUUAUUUACAAAAUUAGUCAAGCUUGGCGUUUUCUUCGACGAGGAUCACGAUGUGGCCGCGACUGAGGAGACCGUGUCGUCCGUGGUCGAUCAUUCUUUUCAUCGUUCUUUUAAUGGGAAUAUAUUUCGUUUGGCCAUGGAAGAGGCAACAGUACGAGGAUUCUCGCAACGAUUACGUUUCGCUCCGGCUUCUAGACAAUCAAAGGGAUUACAUAGAUCGUAAAGGAGUGCACGUAGUAGUUGGCCACUACAUUGGAGAUUCCGUAGAUCCUUUAAAGUCGCCAAACAUUACGAAAGAUCUGAUCAACAAGAACAUGUUCAACCCACUACCAUUUGAAGGUAGAAAUGGUAAUCCGGUACUCGUCCCUGCGAAAGACUUUUACAAAAUGCAGCAACUCUUCCAAAUAAAUCGAUUUAAUUUGAUGGCUAGCGACAGAAUUCCGUUAAAUCGAUCUCUACCGGAUGUUAGAAGAAAAGGAUGUAUAAAGAGGUACUCGGCUUUGGGUAACUUGCCGGCGACGUCCGUGAUUAUCGUGUUCCAUAACGAAGCUUGGAGUACGCUGCUCAGAACCGUGUACAGUGUAAUUAACAGAUCACCGAGACAUUUAUUAAAAGAAAUAAUUCUCGUCGACGACAAUAGCGACAGAGGUUUCUUGAAGAAUGCGCUGGACGAACAUGUAAAGAAUUUAAAUGUUUCCACUAAAGUUCUCCGUUCCGGAAAGCGCGUCGGUCUCGUUAAUGCGAGACUUUUAGGUGCUAACGAAGCCAAAGGUGAAGUUCUCACGUUCCUCGACGCACACUGCGAAUGCACGGUUGGGUGGUUGGAACCAUUGCUUGAAGCCGUAUCCAAGAAUAGAACCAGAGUAGUAUCGCCUGUUAUUGAUAUAAUAAACGAUGACACUUUUAGUUAUACUCGGUCCUUCGAGCUGCAUUGGGGAGCGUUCAACUGGGAUUUGCAUUUCCGUUGGCUAACGCUAAACGGGCGAUUGUUAAAGGAAAGACGCGAGAACAUCGUGGAACCGUUUAAAUCACCUGCCAUGGCCGGAGGUUUAUUUUCUAUGAAUCGAGAGUACUUCUUCGAGCUCGGCAGUUACGAUGAUCAAAUGAAAAUUUGGGGUGGGGAAAAUUUGGAGAUGUCGUUUCGAGUGUGGCAAUGCGGCGGCAGCGUCGAAAUCGCCCCGUGCUCUCACGUAGGCCAUCUCUUUCGGAAAUCUUCGCCGUACACUUUCCCGGGUGGCGUUGGAGAAAUUUUGUAUGGGAACCUUGCUAGAGUGGCUCUCGUCUGGAUGGACGAGUGGGCGGAAUUUUAUUUCAAAUUUAACGCAGAGGCUGCCAGAUUAAGGGAUAAGCAACCAGUUCGAUCUAGAUUGGAAUUACGUAAAAAACUACAAUGCAAGAGCUUCGAGUGGUAUCUGGAUAAUGUGUGGCCCGAACACUUCUUUCCAAAAAGUGAUAGGUUCUUCGGAAAAAUCGUGCAUGUCUCAUCUAACAAGUGCCUUAUGCGACCAACCGCGAAAGGAACAUAUUCACAGCCUUCAGGGUACGCGAUUUUAGAAUCGUGUGCUUUAAGACCAUUGCUUAGUCAAAUGUUCGUAAUGACAAGGGACGGGAUUAUAAUGACUGACGAGAGCGUAUGCUUAGACGCGCCUGAAAACGAUACUCAGCACAAGACACCAAAGGUUAAAAUAAUGGCUUGCAGCGGUCACAAUAGACAAAAAUGGCAAUACGACGAACAAACGAAAAUACUUUUACAUACGUCCACCGGAAUGUGCCUGCAAUCGAAAGAUGACGAAAGUCCUGUGAUAGCAGCGUGUACGAAAACCAUCAAUCAAAAGUGGUUGCUAGAAUCAAUCCCGUGGAAAUAAAUUGAUCAGUAUUUUAAAUACUAUACCUGUUUACGCUUGUUAAAAUUUUUUACUUUCGUAUACGCGUGUCUAUUUAAAAAAAAAGGAAAACAGCUGUAAAUAAAUUUAUAUACGACAAAACGGCUUAAUUGAUUCGCGCGUCCACUCUUUUUUUCAAGUUCCUUAAGUGGAUAAUACGUUGUUGUCAAUUCCGGAGAAGAUGAUGGUGAUUCAUCGUAUCUCUGAGGUUACACGUGACGAAUCAUCUUUAUCGUCCAAGGUUACGCUUGUCGUCAUGAUCACAGGACUUUUCAUCAAACGAGCUAAAUAUACCUAGCUCUUUCACAUGCGUAUUCGCAAGACUUCCUUUCAUCCCCUUCUCCUGUCCAAGAAAAGGUCUUUGGAUUAAAACAAUUGGAAUUCGUUGCCGUACGGAUAUUUGGGUCAAAGUCAUGUCCUCGUCGAGGCCGAGAAGCUACUUAGCUCGCGACGGCCUAGUCUCUCUCGUUCGGUAUAUACCAUCGCCUCCAGGCCAAGUUUGGCCGAUGAUGAGUGAGACUUUAUUUAUGGAUCGGUAUCAUUCCGCAAACGGAAAUCGUAACGAUGUUUCAUUAUAUUGACAUCGAAAUAAAUCGAAUACUUUUUAUUGGUCGUAAAAAUUUCAAUAAUCAAAGAUGACACGUGUUGUUAAUGUGCGCUCAGUUGUAUUUGCAUUCGCGACCGCAAAAAGCAGGAAUGUUUAUAGCUUCUAUUCUGAGUCCAUUACAAUUGGCAAAAAAUACUCGGCUCAAUAAAAUUACAAUCAAGUAUAAUGCGCAUGUCUUCCGGUAAAUUUAUGAUCGAGGGGUAAAAAGACGGUUCGGACUCGUCCUGGAAGAAUCUUGCCGUUUGUCCACGCGGUCACGUCUUGUCUACCGUGUGUUCCGGUUCUCACACACCUAUGACCCUCAACAGCUUACCAUUCCUCACGUUAAUUGCAAGGAACGUUGAUUUUCUGGAAAUGCGAGCGUAGUCCAAAAAAAAUAAUAACCGAAUUCACUAGUAAACGAGUUUCGAGCAAGAAAAGAAUACGAAUAGCUAAUUUCAAUUUGUACGCUAGCCGCGUGGUUCAUAUUCGCGGAAUCUAGAGAACUUUCAUUUAAUAAAUGUACGCCCGAUCAUCGAAAAACAGGCACCGUAGGGUC